Molecule: messenger RNA, 625 nt
Organism: Porites lobata
Lineage: Eukaryota; Metazoa; Cnidaria; Anthozoa; Scleractinia; Poritidae
Source: the annotation of a GenBank genome assembly
AGUCUGGAGCAUAGGCUGGCCAACUUUCUUAUUUUGAAUCGUAGCACACCUCACACUGUCACUUGGCAGUCUCCCGCUGAGCUGUUUUUGGGACGACAGAUUAGGAACUGUUUCACAUUACCGAAACCGAACCUUAACAGAGCCGUGGAGGAGCAACAGUUGAAGCAGAAAGAGCACCACGAUGAAGGACGAGUGAAACUCCGAGAGUUCAAGUUGAAUGAAGUGGUCUUGGUUCGUAAUUGGCGGCGUGGCGUUGAAAGGUGGAUCCCUGGAAGAAUCACUCGGGUGAAAGGUCCGCGCACUUACCUAGUUCGCUGUGAGCAUCAAAUACAAUUUUGUUCAUGUGGGUCAUUUGGAGAGUGCUCGCUGGAUCCAGUCUUCAAGCUCUUGCGAGGGAGAGGAAGAUAGUAAUUACGCACGAAACUUCCUAAGUUCCCAAGCCGAAGUGAAGAGUGGAGUGUGGAGUCCUUCUGAACCACCGGUUAAUACAUCCGAGGCAGGAGGAGUUCCGGAUGCAGGUGACGUAGAGGAACAGGACACAACUGAGGUGACACCAGAAUCAUCAUUGGGAGACGCUUUGGAGGGAGCAAGUCCCUCAGGGACACCAUUGUCACCGCACCCAGCA